Messenger RNA from Pezoporus occidentalis (night parrot), 7740 nucleotides. It is a transcript of the gene AFG2A, whose product is annotated as AFG2 AAA ATPase homolog A. Gene Ontology annotation, cellular component: cytoplasm. Gene Ontology annotation, molecular function: ATP hydrolysis activity; ATP binding. The transcript has 17 exons. The coding region runs from base 204 to 3032 and encodes 942 amino acids. The record is from RefSeq and is a predicted model, not a curated record. Lineage: Eukaryota; Metazoa; Chordata; Aves; Psittaciformes; Psittacidae.
CCCCCUCCCCGCCCUGCCUCCCCGGGGCCCCCGCCCGGCACUUGCCGCGCAGCCAUCGCCCGAAGAUGGCCCGCUCCAAACAGAGAGGCUGACUCAACUCCGCCAAGUUCACGCUCACCCCCCCGAACUUAUCCGGCCGCGCCUGCAGCCCCGCCAGAGCCGCCCAGCCCCGCGCACGGUGCAGCGCCCGCCACGGCCUCACCAUGGCGCUGCGUGGGGCUGAGCCGGACGAGACGAGGCCACCCCAUGGGCGGUGCCGGCCUCUGCUCCCGGAAGCGCUCUGCGACAGCUGGCGGGGCAGCAUGGCCGCGUCUUCCAGAAGGAAGAGUAAGGGGCGGCCGGUCCCAGACAGCGGUGGCAGCGAUGGCUCUCCGCGCGCCGUUCCCCUUGACGCUGCCGAGGGCGGGCCGCUGGUGCUGGGGGUCUCGGACGCUGUGGAGGCAGGAGAUGAUAAAGUUCCAAAUAUGUUGCGAAGAGACCUCGCCCAGCUGUCACUGAGCAGCAUGAAGUCUGCAAACGUAUGCAUAGGUCGUCCGGUCUUGAUUACGUCUGCUAAUGGGCGACAGGAGGUCUGUACUGCUUGGCCCACCACAGGCUUUCCAGGUGGGAAAGUUGGGCUGAGUGAAGCCACACAGAAGAACUUGAAAGCAAAUCUGGGUGAUGCUGUCACUGUGCAGCCUGUAAUUGGUGCAGUCAUCCAGGCAGAGGAAAUCAAUGUAAAGUUGAGGGACAAAGAUGCCACCAUUAAUGCCGAGGAAAUGUCUGUCUGUCUACUGAGAAACCUAGAUGGGAAGAUUGUUUUACCAGGAAAUCUCUUGGCUUUCACCUUCUAUGGCAGAGCUUGUAACAUUGUGGUGAUGAAAGUGAAAGGAACUGAUGGUGGAGAGCUGACUGCCCAGGGCAGCACCGUUUCUGGUGAUGUGCAUGAGCCAGACCUUGAAGGAUCAAAUUUGGACACAAGUAUGUUAGAUUUGUCCUUCCAGCUCGGCAAGAUGGAUAUUGACAAUAGUCCAGAGGUUGCAUCUAUGAGCACACCAAGCAAACUGAUGGAUCCAAGUUCACCACUUACACCCAGUUCUGCUGUGAUGGCCAGUGAUCAAGGUGCUGGUCAGGCAGAGAAAACCUGCAGCAAGGGAGAUGGCGCAGACCUCAGUAGUAAUUUGGAGUUGUCUGGGAAAGGAGGCAGUGAGGGACUCCCACUGACUGGCAAAACUGGACAAAUAAGCAGUGCAGACACUUUUUAUUUUAUUUCUUCAAGAACUAGAAUCAGUUUUAUUGAAACAAGGUCCAAUGCAACAGAUGAUGGUGACUGUGAAUCCCAAGUCACCUAUGAUAUGAUAGGAGGUCUAAGCAGCCAGCUCAGAACUAUUAGAGAAACAGUUGAACUGCCCUUGAAGCAAGCUGAACUGUUCAAGAGUUACGGCAUCCGUCCUCCUAGAGGAGUGCUCCUGUAUGGCCCUCCAGGUACUGGGAAGACUAUGAUUGCCAAAGCAAUUGCAAAUGAGAUUGGCGCUCACGUUAUGGUUAUUAAUGGUCCUGAAAUAAUCAGCAAGUUUUAUGGGGAGUCUGAAUCAAGAUUACGUCAGGUAUUUGCUGAAGCUUCCUUGUGUCAGCCAUCCAUUAUAUUUAUAGAUGAGUUGGAUGCACUCUGUCCCAAGAGAGAAGGGGCUCAGAAUGAAGUUGAAAAGAGAGUUGUUGCUUCACUGCUGACGUUAAUGGAUGGCAUUGGCUCAGAGGGCAGUGAAGGACAGCUCUUGGUACUUGGGGCCACUAACCGUCCUCAUGCACUGGAUGCAGCACUGCGCAGACCUGGGCGUUUUGAUAAAGAGAUUGAAAUUGGAGUCCCUAAUGCCCAAGACCGUCUGGACAUACUCCAAAAGCUUCUCAAGAAAGUCCCCCAUUCACUCACAGCAGCAGAGUUGGCACAACUAGCUGAUAGCGCACAUGGUUAUGUGGGUGCAGACUUAGCAGCCUUGUGCAAGGAAGCAGGUUUGUACGCAUUGCGGAGAGCACUGGGGAAAAGACCUAAUGUAUUAGACAACGAGGUGGCUGGGUCAGUGAUGAUUGCUUUCAAUGACUUCCUACAGGGGAUGAAUGAUGUCAGGCCCAGCGCCAUGAGAGAGGUGGCAGUUGAUGUGCCAAAAGUAUCUUGGUCAGACAUAGGAGGACUGGAAGACGUCAAGCUUAAAUUGAAGCAGGCAGUUGAAUGGCCUCUCAAACAUCCUGACUCCUUCAUCCGAAUGGGGAUUCAGCCUCCGAAAGGUGUGCUGCUUUAUGGACCUCCUGGAUGCUCAAAAACAAUGAUAGCAAAAGCUUUGGCUCAUGAAAGUGGCCUCAACUUCUUGGCAGUGAAGGGACCUGAGCUGAUGAAUAAAUAUGUUGGUGAAUCUGAACGAGCAGUGAGAGAGAUAUUUAGGAAAGCCAGAGCGGUGUCUCCUUCAGUUCUUUUCUUUGAUGAAAUAGAUGCCUUGGCAUUUGAAAGGGGCAACUCUUCAGGUGCUGGAAAUGUAGCAGAUCGUGUCUUGGCUCAGUUGCUAACGGAAAUGGAUGGGAUAGAACAGCUGAAGGAUGUGACAAUUUUGGCAGCUACAAACAGACCGGACAUGAUAGACAAGACACUUGAUAAGAGUGAUGAAGCUUGGGAUUCAGUGAUUAGUGCUAUUUUGGAUCUGCAGAUACCCUUUAUACAGGCCUUGCUGAGACCAGGACGAAUAGAUAGAAUUAUCUAUGUGCCAUUGCCAGAUGCAGCCACUCGUAAGGAGAUCUUCAAACUUCAUUUUCAGUCCAUGCCAGUCAGCGAUGAAGUCUGCUUAGCAGAGCUUGUUCAGCACACACAGAAGUACUCAGGAGCAGAGAUAACAGCGGUCUGCAGAGAAGCAGCCCUUCUAGCUCUUCAGGAAGACAUACAUGCCAAAUCUAUCAUGGGACAGCACUUUCGGUACGCGCUGACUAUUGUGACCCCGAGAAUUCCUGAUUCAUUAAUCCAGUUUUAUGCAGAUUAUCAGCAGCAAAGUGGACUGCACACGCUUUGAAAGGCAAAUUAAUACGUACGCCUAUUCACAGUGUGAAUAGUGCAUUUCCUUUGUAAAGCUGUCAAAAGCCAAAGAAUUUUUUAUUGUGAGUAGAGUGUCUGAAAUUAACUCAAGUGCAGAAUUGUCAUAAUAAAUGCCUAUGUGGAAGUUUGGAGCAUAACUGGUAUCAUGUAAAACUUCAUAUUUUUACAGUUCCAGUGGUAUAAUCUGCAUUUUGGAGGUGAUAAGAUUGUUAGUUUAAGUCAGUUUAUUGGAGUGUGUAUCUGUAAAUCAAAAAGUAAUUAUCAAAUUCUGAAUUUCUGGUGGAUUCUUGGCCCUAAAGAGAGUAGCAGCAAGUGUCAUUACUGCCUUCAUUUGUUCCUGCCUCAGCCGUAGUCUGAUCCCAGGGACUGUCUCAGUGAGGCACAGACCUGAGGAGUGGCCUCACUACAAAAAAUGCUGACAAUUAUUCUGAACCUUUUGAUUUAUGAUCUCCAGAAAAGCUGCCAAACAGGCUUGCUGAACAUAGAGUUUUCUGAGGUAAAGCUAAGGUAUCAUGACUGAUGACAAUGAAACAUUUGUUUUUGGUUUUAAACAACUCCUCUUUACACAUACUGGGAAUUAGGCAUCUUUAAAACUGUACAUCCCUUGGCUAACCGAAAACCACUGCCAGGCCUCAGCGAAAGAUUUCUGUUGUUAUUUGUUUGUUUCCAUCAAAAUAAAUAGGAAUGUUGAUUGGUAAUUUAAAGCUGGCCACUUGAAUGAAUACUAAUUAAUGAAUAAGAAAACCUCCUUGCAAAAACUGUUAUAAAUGACCACAAAAUAGUUCAGGGACAGGUAAAAUCUUUUGGGCUUAUUUCUUUGUUAUAUUGAAAUGACUAUGGGUCUUCAUAGGUUCUCUACUUUGCACUCAAUAUGAAAUGAAGAUAAGUAAACUCAUUUUCAGCUUUUUUCCCCCACAGUAGAAAGACUGAGCUUUUCUAUUCCAUACAUGAAAAAUAGAGGGAAAGAUAAAGCAAAAACAAUACAAACUUGAAUAAAAAUGGGAAAGAAAAAAAAAUAAACCCCCUCAAUUUCAGUGGGGAAUUCUGUGUUUUCCUGGUGUUUUGCAGGUAAAUAGAAGGCUUUCCAGGUCAAAAUUUUAGCCAAAUCCAGCUUUCAUUUGUUGAAGUAAACAAAUAUAUUUUUAGGCUCUGUGUAAAGUUAUUUUUUGGAUUUGUUUAUCGAUGGUUCUGAAGACUUUUCUUUCUUGCAGCCAUUAGAUAUAUAUUCAGAAGAGUAGUAAUUAUUUAGAAAUUUCCAUAAAUUUAUGAGAAAUUUGUGUAUAUCUAAGAGAGACUUCUACUAUAUUUACUUAAGUUAUCAAUAUGAAAUUUUAAAAGUGAUCUCUUGGCCUUGAUUAUGGUUUUUCUCUUUUAGUUCCACUCUGUACAUGAUUUGCAGCUUUUAAACAGAAAUAUACUAUUUUUAUAUAGCAACUUUUCUAUUUUAUUUUAAACUCUUGUUGUUAUAAUUAGCAUUUAAUUUUACUAUCUCUGAAAAGGGUUAGAGCAUGAGAAAAAGCAUGUCGUUCACUUAGUUCAUGUGAUGUAUGGGCAGUUUUUUUUCUUCAUUGUUUGACCUUUUAAUAGUACAACAGACAGAGGGAAUUAAGAAAAUUAUAAAUUGGAAAAGUUGCCUUGGGGAUCAAGACUGUAUUUGAAACUACUUUAUCAUCUUUUUCUAACUUUUAUAUACUACAUCUUGAAACUCAGGUUGUGAACUGUUUAUUAUAACCAUUGCAUUUUUGAUAAUUCCAAAAAUUAAAUGCCACACUGUUAUCCCCUGGUACUUUCCUCCAGAGUGUGUUCCUGAAGGAAGGAAAGAAAAACUAGUUUUUACUGCCAAUAAUGAAUUCUGUUUAUAAUUUUAUAUCCUAAAAAUAACACUAUUGAUGCUCCAGAUCCGUAGCAAAACAAAAUCGCCAUUUCUUGGGAAGUGUUCAGUCAGAUCCCUUGGGAAUGUCCACCAACGCAAGAAUCUGAACGGAGAGAGGCAGGUAGGAGCUGGCUGCCCUUUCUGUACGUGGGCUUCUGUUGCCACUAGUGAGAAUUUGCACAUUGAAUUUUAGGACAUUAGGAGAGAAUGCUGGUCCAUGACUGCUGUUCAUGCUUUAGGAAAGAACCUAUCCCUGCAAACAUUUGUCCUCUCAUCUGCACAGUACCACAUGUAUCCACGUGGUGCCAAAUCUCUUGAUACAUACCUACAUGCCUGAAGGGAUUUUAAAUGUAGGAAGCUGCCUUUUUUUACGUUGGGUUUGUAGGACUUGGUUUUUAAAAAAGCAAGAUACUGUUAAAAUCUGAAGUCCCUAGAAGGUUUCUGUUGCUCCCAAAGACUGAUUCCACUCAAAAUCUUGCUCCAUCCCAAGCCACAGAUAAAUUGAGAUUUAAAGGAAUGUGUGGCAAUUCCCCUUCUCUUUCCUAAUGACAGAUCGCCAUUAUCAUGAACUACCAACUUGAAACUUAACAAAAAUCUGGAAAGUAACCAAAAAUUCAGUUUUGGCCAAAGCAUAUCAGCAACCUAGUCCUUUCAGAAUCCAGCCUGGUGAACACUUUUGCACCCUCACCCUCUCAUUGGAACUUACUGAUGAAGGCACUGUAGGACAGAGCACUUCUGAAGUAUCUUUCAUUAACCUGUCAUUUAAAUGAGUGUUUUUUAAUUCAGAGCUGAACUUUUCACAGGGUGUUUUACUGAACACAUUGUGCCUUGGCACCAAAUCAAAUUGCUUGCAGUGUGAGGACAUAUAAGCCUGAACACCUCCAUGCUUCAGAGUAAAUCAAAGAUAGAGGCAUUCUUUCUUCUGCUGGGUUAAUCGCGUUUACUGUUGUUGGAUGUUUCCCUGAGAUUUAAUUUUAAUAAAAUGAUAGAGCCCCUGUGAAUAGAAGAGAAUGAAUCUGAGAAGUAUCUCUCUCUUCCAUCCUCUUUUUAACUGCUGAAGUGGUUCCUAGACUUAUUUCUUUACGUUCUUUAGAAAUACAGUCUUUUUCCUGCCUGCCAUUAUCUUUUGGAGCCAGUUUUUGGCCCCAAUACUGCUUGAGUUGCAGAAUUGUUAACAUUAAAUCAGCUUUUCAACGUUUCAGGCACAUUUUGUUUAAAUACAAAGUCUAACUUUUUCCUCCAAUAACAGCGUCUUUGAAAUUGGCAUAAAAUGUCUUUUGACAGGUUUGCCAAAAAUGACCAGGAGAAUAUUUAUGAUCAAUAUGAAAAAAUGUCUUCACUUAACUUGAGAAAAAGUUCAGUCCUGUGUUCUCCCUAAUGUAUAAACCAGAUUUUCACUGCAGGUGCGAUAUACAAUUCUUAAUCCUGGAAAAAGAAUGAAGUUUAUUGUGGAUAAUUUUUCUGCAGUCACUAAAUGAGAACAGAACAUAGCUUUACUGAGCUCAGGUGCAAGGGUGAACAUCAGGGACAAGAUAAUUUUCAAAGAUGGAUAUUCAAAAUCACUGGAUUUAGAUUUGUCAGCCCUUUCAAAUAUUGUACCCUGAAAGUUUAUUUUUCUGGCUUGUGUAUGCUGGCUCUUUCCUUUCAGUUUCUUUACUCAUUUUAAAUGUCAAACUGUGGUUCUUCUCCUUCAGAAACUGGGCACGUGCCAAACAUAAUGCUCCUAUAACUGAACAUCAGGCGAUUCUUGCUGCAGGAAGGCUGGCUAUAGAUGGCUUUUUGCUGUGAAGGCUUCAGACUCUGUGCUGAUGAGGUGUGGAGAGGAGUAGAGAGAAAGCCAAACUCUAAAGCCUGGUGUUUUAUAGUGUGUACUGCCCAUUAAGCUGAAGUUAACUGAUGGACACAAGUUCAUGGGCGGGAGAACUCUCCUUAUUGCAACAGGCAAGUAUCAGUGCUGUGGAGGAGGCAGACCCUUAAGGCUUUUGGAUGUUUCUGGCUCUCCCAGAGAAACCAGUCAAUUGGAUGGGCGAAACAGUAUUACCAAAACUAGAAAAGCAAAUGUCCACUGGUUGGGGUAGCUCAAUAUGUAGUGAUAAGUAGGAGAAAACUUAGAAGCAAUUGUACUUGGAAGAUGAAGAGUCAGGCAGACACCUACUGUCAAAACCUUGCCAAAAGCCUGUGAAAGAAUUAGUAAAAAGCAGGCAUGAAGAAUUCUCCCUGCUACCUGUGAUCGCAAAGCUGGGACAAAACUGAAUGUGUUUCCUUCACACUCCUGUGGCUUGGGAUUACCCAUGUGCUAAUGCAGUCAGGGUGCAGGAAGUGGCUUGCAGUGGGAGCUGGGACAAACUGACCUGCGCCUUGACCUGCUCAUGACACAUAUGAUGGGGAGGCCCACUCUUUGGCCACCACUGACAAAGCCAGCACAUAAGGACAGGUGGGGUGAAGGACAGUGAAUAAUCUUUGCAUUUUGGCUACUCCAGCAUAAACUGAUGGCCACUGAACUCAGGAGCCAGGUGGCCUAUGUAAAGCUUUUUGUAGCUGCUCCAAACUGUGUCUUGAGGUCCUGAUCAAUAUGGAGCUAACCUAUAAAAGAGUUGCAUUUGGAAGAUUGGUUUUACAUUGUGACCCUUUUGUAUUUGUAUUUAAUGUUCUUGUUAUGGUUGUAGAGAAUUGAUGUAAUUUUUACCUACUAUGAACCCCAAAAUCUUCUGCUUUUGCUGACACAUUUUUUUUCCUGACAUGAAAGAAAAUACUGUAGGUGAUCUAAUGUGUGCAAUUUAAUAAAGAGCUUUUACUAGGGAGUAGAAUCACA